Messenger RNA from Miscanthus lutarioriparius, 3087 nucleotides. Lineage: Eukaryota; Viridiplantae; Streptophyta; Magnoliopsida; Poales; Poaceae. The record is from the annotation of a GenBank genome assembly.
AUGGGUUCAAAAAGGAUAUUGCUGUCAUCAGUACAUGGAGAAAUUUUUGGACAAGCAUCACAAAGUUAUUCGCGCUCCGAGAAGUAUGAGUGGGAAAACUUAAUCCUUCGUCAAAGUGAUCAAGCAACAAGGGAGCAACCUGAUCAUGUUGCAACCCUGCACUUGCCUCUGGAUAUGCCUGACAGGUCGGGGCCAUCACAUGGUCAUCGACAUUCUUCUGCGAUUUAUGGCUCUGGAGAUGGAGUAGGUGGAUGCCAUCUAUCUUGCUGUUCUUAUUGUGGACGCUGCGGUCAAUAUCAUGCUUGCCACAACCAUUCAUCGGAAUGUACCAGGCACAGCAUUUCACCUGAACCUGGUCCCAUCAGAUCUUACCGGAGAAAGAAAUGCCCUUCCUUUGAUCAUGUUCCUCAUUGUGCAAAAGGACAUGACGGACAGAUACAUCCAGCAGGAGGUUGUAGGAAGAAUUAUUCUGCUAACCAGGGGAGUGGCAGUCAGAACAGACAGUAUCAUGAUGAUAGAUAUCCACCAACUAAAUUCCUGGAUGACCAUUUUUCUGAGAUAGAUGCAGCAAGACAUCGGUCUUACUUGUCCAAUUUUCAAUCUUCAAGUAAGCAUAUUCCUGUUCACCCCUCACAUGGUGAAUCGUGUCAAAGGGAUGAAGUAGCAAAAGCUCACCCCAAGAGACCAAUUAAUGGAUUUCGUCCCAUCCACCAUGAGCAACCUGAGCUUUCUCCCAAUGAAGAUUUUCGUGAAUGCUCUGAUAACAGUCGAAAUUUCAGAAAUGCUUAUAAUGGCAAGGUAGUAAAAAGGAAAUUUAUAAAACAAGAUUUCCUUGGAAACACUAACAAUGGUGCUUGUGCUGGUAAAUAUGAUAGAAACAAUAGCAGGAAAAGGAAUGCAGAUCAUUUGGGUGGAAAGAAAGCUAGGAAGAAUCACGCUAAUAAGGACAAAUCUAAAAGGCUCCGCUGCUCCAUUGAGCAGGACCAACAACAACAGGUUGAGUCUGACAAGAUGAGAAAUGAUAGUCGGGAGGGAAAUGUUGAAAUAACCAAGUUAGUGUGUCAAGAUGGAGCAAAAGGGAACUUCAACCCAAAGAAGAAUGCUAAAGCUCCCGCUUCUAGCGGCCCAAUAAAGUGUGAUGGGAAAAACAUGUUAAGUCCCAAGUGCAGCAAAACUAUUGCUUCAUCACACGCACCAAAUUUGAGCGAAGGAAGUAAAGACAUGGAUCUAGAAUCCGACAACGAUGUUGAUGGUUGCACUGAAAGAGGUAUACUGCAGCAUAUUCCAGUCACCCAUACAGAGAGGAAUAUACAACUGAAAAUAUCAGAUAAUGUUUCUCAGUCUGAGGCACUUCGCCGAGAUUGUUUAAUCCUGUGGAGAGAGAGACAAUUAAGAAAGAAUAGUGCUGCCAAGGCUGAUAACAUCGUGAAAGCUGACCAACGACAGACUGCACAAAGAAGCAAGAUGCCAACUGGAAGAAGAGUGAGGAGUGGAGGACCAGCUGCGUCGUCUAGCUCAGAAAGUGAUAAUAAAGAUGACACUGCUUCAGAGUGUUCUGACCAAUUUAGUAGCGCAACAUCAUCUGAUAUACAAAAGUGUGGUGAAGGAAGAGCUAACAAAAAGUUAGAGCAGAUCAUCAAAUUCCCUAGUAACAGUAAAUGCAACAAAAGGCCUCAAAACGCAACAGCUGAGAAAGGACUGAAGUGUAGUCUCAAGCUUCUGCCAGAAGCAAAUCCUCUUGAAAUUGCACAACCUAAAGAAAAGGAAAAACUUGUUGACAGGAGGCUGGUAUCAACUGAUCAUCCCAAGGUGCAUAGUAGUUUGAAUGGUUGUUCUGACACUUGUAAGGUGGAUCAAGCAGCUGUUUCGCACUGUGAUAAUAGUGCACAUCAGAAUAUUUCUCAACAGGAGACAAAUAAUGCUGAUUCGGAUGCAGGAAGGAAAGAGAAACCAGGUGUAAAAUGUGAAAAGAAAGCAGGAGGCCAUGGUGCCAAAUUGGCUGAACAAUCUACUGGUAUGUAUACUGACCCAAUAUUGCUUGACAAAGAGACUGUUGCUAGUUGCUCAAGGCAUGGCACUUCGAAGGUAAAUGCACUAAGGGUUCCAGAUCAUGAGAUUGUAAGUACUUCAUGCGAUGGGUCAAUGCUGCCUAGAGGAACUGCAAACAUGUCCCAAAACAAGUCCAUCAAUCGGUCUAGUGAAAGUUACUACAUAGAUUUCGAAAAUUGUUUAGAUGGAAAUGAUUGUAGAGACAACCAACAGGAAACCACGUAUGAUAAUGUUUUAAGGAAGAAGCAAGAAUGUUCCCUGCUGGCAGAGACUGAAGAUGAGCUGAACGCGAAAGCUAGAAAGGAGGAUUGUCAGCCUCAAGCCCGUAGGGUUGAGAUCGCAUCAAAUCAACGGAUAACAACAGAGGAUUGUGCUUCUGAUACAAUUCAUUUUGGCGCUGCUAAACAAGAUGACCGGAUCCUACGUCCUUCAAUACCAGACUUAAAUUGCUCGCCUAGUAUGAUCAGCGAUGAAGAUUUUACGGCACCACCUGGGGAACCGGUUUGCCAGGUAACUGCAGACAGUCUCAAACCCCAGAGCAUUUCUAUGAGUCUUUCAGCUUCAUUAACUGGACCCACUUCGAAGGGAGAACAGUUUAAGCAGGUAGAGGAAAAACAGUGUAAUCAAGCUGAUGCAACAAACCAAAUCACCAGAGAAGUUUGCAAAGACGGUACCCCUGAAGCAGCAACUCAGUUGCAGAUCUCCGAGUCAAAUACUGGGCCUCCGCAGCUAAGCGCAGUCGAAGAAAGUAGCACCUCAAUGAAUGCGCUCAAGUGCGCCUUGUGCGAAUUUGUCAAAGGCUUUGUAAAACCUCUGUGGGAAAACGGUCUGCUGUCACGGGAAGUCCACAAGAUUGUAGUGAAGAAGGCUGUGGAUAAAGUGGCAGCCGUCUGGGCUCACUCGGCAGAAAUAGACAUCCCAAGAAUUUUGUCCGAUGAAGCUGAAAAUAUAAGGACCCUUGUUAAGGGCUACCUACAGAUGUAUGUGGGAAGGGAAGUCCUCAAGAAAAGUAUCCCCAGAAGUUCUCGAGCAAAGUGA